AUGGUGAGCGGUGCUGGCGCUACAGAAAUGGAGGAAGAUGCAUGCUGCAGUGACACAGCUGCAGCACUGGCCUCUUAUUUACAGGGAAGUGUAGCCAAGACGCUAGCAGAAGGCAUCGCCGCUACGAUAAAGGCUCAACCUGAGGAUCCCCCCCUUUUUCUUUCCCGCUGGUUGCUGCAAUACGUUGAGCAACGAAAAAAACGGCUGGAAGCAUCAUCAGCGGCACCAAGAGUAGCUUCGGUGGAACAGCAAACACAAAGUACAGAAAUGCAAGCGUCGCCUAAGCAAUUGGAUUUAGGAAAUGCCAUUGCAAAGGACAACCAAGCCAUUCAAGCCUUUCGAGAAGUAGAGUGGGUGGAGGAAGAAUCAUUAGUUAAGCUUCUAAACCAUUUGAAGGAAAAGCUUGGCGCAACAGGGGUGUACCUGGCAAAGUAUGAGGAACACCCAGCUUCCAAGGAAGAAGAGGCGGCUGCAACGCUGAGAUACAUAGCUGCUGAUGAUACUCACUCUUACAUGCUGAACAACUGUCUCCGCGAAGAAGAAGGGCUGACCUGGGAUUUACUGCAAGAUGACGAACCAACUAAAGAACUCGAAGGGACAUCAAAGGAUUCUAAGGAUGAAGACGAUGCAGACGACGAAGAAACUGUCGCUGACAAAGAGGCUGAGAACAGCUCGCCGUCUGGCAAUGCUCGUGGAGAUGAAGUCAAUAAAACAGUCACCCGCAAAACUGUGAUUGUUGAUGAAGUUCUGGACAACCCUCGCAUUCGCUUUUUUGGCAUUACUCGACCUGGAAGUUACAUGGCUGUCUCGAUAGAGUUGGCUGAGGUCGCAAAUACUGACUCAGUAUUGGCUCUUUUCAACUGGAUGAAGGAGAAGAAGGCGAGAGAGGAGGCGAUUGCUGCUUCCCAGGAACAAGAAGAAACCGCUUCGGCGGCAAGUGGAGAGUCCGGGGCUCCUCCUACCGACUUUGGUGGUGUUGAGGGCAACGAAGGCGAUUCAAAUGAGGACGAAGACACCCUAGACGAAGCCCCUGAAAUGUUGAGCGCUAGUGAGGUACAGAAUCUCGAGCAAGAUCUCUCGGAGUUGCAACAAAAGUGCUUGAUCAAGUUGCAGCAACUCCAGGAACAGCGGCAAGGCGAAACGCUACAGCAACUUGACGAAAAGGAAGCAGAGGAGAUAGCAGAGGCUGAAAGACGGCGACAAGAGCAGGAAGAAAGGAGGCGAGAAAUUGCAGAAGAAAGGAAAGCAGCAAAGUUGGCACUGAAAAGUGGGGAGGAGAACGAGGGCGCUGAUGAUGAAAGCGUUGACAGCUUGUCGCUUCAAGGAGAAUCUGACGACGGCAAGAAAGAGGAAGAAGUGAUUAUCCCUCCAGCCCUUUCCAGGGAAUGCGUUGUUGAGGCUAUAGCAGCCCAAGCUACACUUGAGGCUUUCAAUGAUGAAGUGCUGACACCUCUUAAAGAGAACCUCUCGUUAAGCAGAAGAUACAUUGCCGACUCCCCUGCGUUGGUAUCAGCAGGUGCUGCUUGCGCCCUCCUACUAGGCUACGAUGUAAAGGUUCUGAAAGUGAGACCUGCCGCAAAAGAGAGCCCGUGGAAUUGGAACCGCCUGCGUCAGCUCCUGACUCCUGCAUUUGCGGACUCCAUGCUGGCGUUUGAUCCCAAGGCUCCCCGCCACUAUAAGGACAAAGAAAACAGUCUCCGUUUUAUCAUGGAAAUGCUGGAUAUUGAGCUUCAAGUGGAGGACGAACAGCCACAAGCCCCUCUUGAAAUUCUCUUGUCCUCUUGGGUUACUUAUGCAGUGAAAGCCCGCAGAGCCCAGCUGAUAUUACAGCGGGAAACUCUUAAAAGGACUGCGUUAAUGCAGCGAGCGCCUGCCCCCCAGUUGCCUGAACUCGUAGAAUUAGACGCCGACUAUGAGUGCAUCGAAGAUGUUGAGGUUUAG
Messenger RNA from Eimeria maxima, 1941 nucleotides. RefSeq lists its product as hypothetical. The record is from RefSeq and is a predicted model, not a curated record. The coding region runs from base 1 to 1941 and encodes 646 amino acids. The transcript has 9 exons. Lineage: Eukaryota; Apicomplexa; Conoidasida; Eucoccidiorida; Eimeriidae.